This is a messenger RNA of Poecile atricapillus (Black-capped chickadee), 4835 nucleotides long. RefSeq names its product zinc finger protein 839 (gene ZNF839). NCBI's taxonomy places the organism in Eukaryota, Metazoa, Chordata, Aves, Passeriformes, Paridae. The coding region runs from base 423 to 3638 and encodes 1071 amino acids. The transcript is spliced from 8 exons. The record is from RefSeq and is a predicted model, not a curated record.
GUUGUCUCUUCUGAAGGCUGGAAAGGCGCGACUGCUCAUCCUUUCCUCGUAAGACAGACGCUCCAGUCCCGCAACCAUCCCCCUUUGCCCUCCACUGUCCCCGCUCUAGGAGCCCCUUGUCCCUCUUGUACUGAGACUCGGUACAGACUCGGCCUGAACAGCGGGGAAACCCAACUCACGGUAACUCCGCCCGCGGGUCCCACCUCCAGCCCCACCCGGGGCCAGGAGCUCCGGGCGCACCUCCGCCGGCUUUUGCCCGCGCGAGCCGCCGUCGGCGCCGGGCGGCCCCGCCCUGGGGGGGCGCGGCGGGCGCUGCCGGGGGCGCCAUUGGCCCCGCCGCCGGUGCCCCGCGCAUCUCCCGCGCCGCCGACACCGCCGGGGGCAGCCGCCGAUGCGGCGCCCGCCCGCCCGCGCCUGCCAAGAUGGCGGCUCCCGGGGCGGGGGGCGCCGGGGCGCUGCCGCCCCCUCCGCCCGCUGAGGACGAGCCCCCCGGGACCCGCGGGACUCCUCCGGGCGCGACGGCAGCGGGGCGAGAGGAGGGCGGCGGCAGCGGCGCGGAGCUGCUGGCGGUGACGGAGGAGCUGGUGCAGAGCUUGGCCACCCUGGAAGCCGGCGCGGGGGCGGCGAGCGGCACCGUGCUGUACCUGCAGGCGGACGGGAGCGCGGCGGGGGGCGCGGGGCCGAGCGCCGGCGAGCAGCGGCGGCUGCUGGAGAGCCUGGGGCCGCCCUCGCCGCCCCGUCCCGCCGCCGCGCCGCUGGCCCCCGCGGAGCUCCGGCGGGUCAUCGAGCAAGUGAGCAAGGCCCAGGAACAGCUGAAGCCGGCGGCGACCGCCGCGCCCCCGCCGCAGCCCUGCCCCGCGGGCGGCAUCAUGCAGAACGCCGCCCGGCAGCUGCAGAGCGUGGCCCAGCAGGUCGCCCUACAGCAGGGCAGGGCCGCGGCGGCCGCCCGCCUCCUCCCGCAGAAGCAGCUGGAAGCCAUUUGCGUCCAAGUUCAGCCAGGACAGAUGAAGGAAACUGAAGGGCCAGUGACAUCAUUGGCACCAAUCCAGUCCAAAACUAUAACACUGAGUCAGCCAGUUGGUAGGAACUCUAGCAUACCAGGACUUGGCAUUAUUAAUCCCCAGAUAAUUAGGAUACAGCCUGUUUCAGGAACUGAGCAGCAGCAGCUAUUCCUGCAUAGUUCUUCUGAGUCUCUGGUUCAGUUGCUUAUGCAGAGGCCUUUGCCAUCUCAUGGAUCAGUGUCUGUGGACAAGAUUUCCCCAUCUAAGAUGGUGAAUGGGCAGAGGGCUGCUUGUGCCACAGCAUCAGCUUCAAGGUCUUCAAAUCCUACUGUGGCUGCAGCCAGUUCAGCAAGUACACUAUGCCUUGAAAAAAAGCAAAAAGAUGACAAGUUAAAGAAAUCCUUGAAGGUGAAAACUCGUUCUGGACGGAUUUCACGCCCCCCCAAAUACAAAGCUAAAGAUUAUAAAUUCAUUAAAAUGGAGGAUUUGGCUGAUGGUCAUCAGUCUGAUUCUGAUGACUACUCUGAGCUGAGUAUAGAAGAUGAUGAAGAAGGAAAAGUGAAGGGAAAGGAUGUGUUAUUUAGUUCUUCAAAUUAUAAUCUGAAACCCAAAACAUUUAAAUGUCAGACUUGUGAAAAAUCUUACAUAGGAAAAGGAGGAUUAGCAAGACAUUAUAAACUUAACCCAGACCAUGGACAGCUGGAGACUUCACCUCAGAAAAUACCUCUAAAUAAGCCUAAUGGAAGUGUAUUUGUGGAAGAGGAAAUGAUGAGUCCAGCACAUUUGGAUUCAAUUGCUGUCACUUUAAAUCAUGAAAAAGCACUAGCUACCAGUCUGGAAGAAACUGUUGAUUCAAAGGCUGGAGAACAGGCUUCAGAAUCUGAGGAAAGCAGACACUUGCUGGCAGAACAACCAGAUGAAACCAGUUCAGGACAUCGGGGACCUGUAAAACCAAAAGGACCUGGAAGACCCAGACGACCAAAGAGACGUGGUCGACCCAGGAUGGGUGGAAGAUCCAGGUGUUCUGGAAGGCUUAGCAGACCUGGUCAGUCCCCUUCAAAGUCACUUAGUAGUGUGUCAGCAGAACACAAUGUAUUCAGAAGAAAAGCUAGGUUAAAAGAGCUAAUACAACAAUGUGAUAAUGAAGACUUAAUGGAGCUGGCUCUCCCACGUCUUGCAAAGCUUGUUACAGUGUAUGAAUUUCUGUUGAUGAAGGUGGAAAAAGGAUAUCCAGCCAAAGCUUACUUUCCAGAUGUGUAUAGGGAAUUUGAAGAUUUGCAUAACAUGGUAAAGAAAAUGGCUUAUGAUCACCUCAGUAAUUCUGAUUCUGUGCAUUGCCAACAGCCUGUUGAAAUAAAAGAUGCUAAGGUUGCUGAAUCUCUAGGAAUCACAGAAAUACUCAGUGGAGAACAGAAGAUGCAAGGGGCAGGCUUUCAUUCCCAAUGUGUAAUUAAAAUGGUUAGUGAGCAAGUGCCUGCAGACGUACUGGGACAAAAACGGUUAGCUGAGAGCUCAGGGGAAGAACUGUUGCCACCAGCCAAAAGGAGCAAGUUAGAAGAUGUAACAGAGAAUGUGAACAAUGCUUAUGACAGUCAAGAUGAAGUGAAAGAAAAGAGUGAGAAUUUGUGUACACUGUUUGAAAAAGAUGGUUUUAAUCCAUUAAAUGGAGAAAUCCUGCUUUCAGAAGAUAGGCAUAUCACUUGCUGUACAACUGGAAGUACAUUACAGGCAACAGAGGAACAUAAUUCACUUUCUGAUUCAGGAGUUAGAAUUGAUGGUGAAAAUUCAGGUACCUUCUCCCAAACUGUGGAAAUGAGGAUAGAGUAUCCCCAGCCUGUGAGCAUACAGGGACCAGACGUGGCAGGUGAAGCUUCUGUGCUGCACACUGAAGUCGUGCUGCCUGUCGGAGCAGGCAGCUCGGCUGGGCUGGUUCAGGCACGCUUUGUGAGCAGGAGUGCGGCGGGGGCACCAGCAGCUCCUGAACUCCACAGCUCCAUGUCGGAGCCAGCAGUGGCCAGGCACAGCACUGGCCUACCAAUGAGUGAAGAAAAGGGUCACAGUCAAAAAUACGAACUGCAAGAAGAAAACCCUAAUUUUGCAAUUAAAGAACAUUCUGGGCAACUCCAUAAUGCUGACAUGACUGAUGAGAUACAGGAACUUGAAAAAGCUUUUUCAACAAAUGUAGUGCCAAUAAACUACCCCCACAGUGCUCAGGCUGAGUCGCACCAGAACGUUGUCCAGGGAGCCUCCCUGCCCACUCAUGGGAACCAGGAAAAUACUUUCAAAAACCAGAGUGAAUAUUCUGGUGUGACAGAGGAAGCACACAAGCUGGCAAAUACAGUUACUGUAGAUGAAACUGUAGCUUUUGAGAUUUCUGAUGAGAGCCAUGAUUUUUUGUCUCAGGGACAGGAACAGAUUUUUAUUCAGACUUCAGAUGGGCUUAUCUUGUCUCAUCCAGACACCGCUGUUUUGUCUCAGGCGGAAGGCAUUGUUAUUGUGACUGAUUCCAAUGGUACUACAAUGCACAUUCGUACACCCGAAGGGAUACCUCUGGAAACAGUGGAAGCACUACUGGCAAUGGAAGCAGGUGGCCAAAGUGAAAAUAUUUUACUCUCGCAAAGUGAAUUUGAGCCAUAAAUUAGAAAACCCUAUAAGCUUUCUUCUGGAAAAGACUGAUUAUAAAAUGUAUAUUUUUCUAAUGUGAAUACUGAGAUAAUGGAAAUUUAACUUAUUUGUAAACUGUUUCUAUGCCCUGUACUUUUUAUAACUUAUGUUUAUAUAAAUCUAGCAGCAUUGCAACCAAAAAUUCUAGAAUUAACAUUGUUCUAUUUGCUUUAUAUGUUGGGGAUGGGUGGAAAGUGGAAAUUUUGUCAACCCUAAAACUUGCACUGUUCCCUUUUGUUACGUAAUUCCUUUUCUCUAUAGCCAUCUAAAAAUGCAGUUGUACUGCUGUUCAGCAGUGAUGUGCUGUGUACUGGCAAGCUGUAUAUGGGUAAAAUAAAAGCUGUAUUAAAAAUGUGCAUUUUCUGUGCCGCUGAGAUUACAAAACACUGUUGUUGCACUUUUGAAAAGCUAUCUUGAAUAUUCAUUAGCAUCUAGACUUGAUGCACAUAAAUCUGCCUGGAAUAAUGGGCAGGUUUAAGUAUAAUCCAUAAUAAACUUGUGCAUUCUGGGAACAAUGUGACAGCCUAGCUGAUCCUUACUGAAAUAAUUCACUGAGUUAAGAGACAGAAAUAGUUUCAAAGAAGAUCUGGUUUUUACUGAACAAUUGGAAGUACAAUUGAAAGUCUUUAAGUUGCUUGUCUAAUGUUCAGCCACACCUUUAAAAAUUGCUGUUGACUAGACAUAAAAGGGAAGAUGCAUAAGUAGUGAUCUAAUUUUCCCUAAUGUGGUACCAAAUUCUUUUUUCGCUUUAGUCUAUCAUGGCCUAUUUUUGUUAGACUAGUAUUACACUUUUCAGAUGAUGCAUCCUUUAUCAGUUCUGCACUUCAACCUUCCCAGUAAAUCCACAGUGCCUUGUACUGUUUAAUCAUAAUGCAAAGGGACUGUUGCUCUAGGCAGGGAGAAAGCUUGGCAAAUUACUUGAAUUUUUGUCAUACUUUCAGGUGAUCCUUGGAUCAAGUUAUAUUUUUGUGGAGACAUCCUACCAGCAUCUUAUCCAAGGCAUUGUCUUCUUUCAAGAAGUUUAGCAGGUGAAAAAGAACAGCAUUAAAUGAGCAGACAUUACUGAAAGGUGGUAACAGUUCCUUAAAAUGUGUGUCACCUCAUUACUGAAGAAAUGCAACUACUGGGACAAUUGGACAAAUCUGCCACGGACAGGAGAGUUGUUCUUAA